AGCAUCACAUAUCGAGCUGAAUUCACAACGCGAGGACCAUGUGUAAUUGUUCUUACGAUUUCUUUUGUGACAGUUUCUUUGGAGCUUGUCAGUCAUGUCAGCUAUGUCGAGAUGGGUUACCAGACCAAAACUGUGUACAGUGUCCAGCAGAAACUGAUACUGGUAUCGAUAUUAGGAUUGUAAUCGGUGCUGUUAUUGGUUGUGUAGUUGUGAUAUCAUCUAUAUUGUCUCUGAUCUAUUUUAUACGAAAAAGAUGUUGGAAGAGAUCUACAGAAAACACAGAAGACCCUGAAAAUGGGAAAACAUCAAGUUACGCAAAUCCGAUACAAGAAGCAGAUGCAAGUCUUAAUCUGUUCGAAGACCAGCUCGUUGCCGGAAACAAUUCACCGGGACAAGAAAAACACCGAAGUGAUAAACAAUAGCAAUCACACAAAUACGACACAUAUAGUUAGUUAGGCAGGUUUUCAAUAAAACGCACUAUGUUUGUUGCACUUCAAUAAUAUAGCGUCUGCUGGUCAUUCAACAGCAGUGUGUAUGCUUGUAUUUUAGCAAUAAAAUAUGUUUCUGGUGGGGUCUUC
Saccoglossus kowalevskii is the source of this 578-nucleotide messenger RNA. RefSeq lists its product as uncharacterized. Lineage: Eukaryota; Metazoa; Hemichordata; Enteropneusta; Harrimaniidae. The record is from RefSeq and is a predicted model, not a curated record.